AUGCGACCACCCGCCCUGACCCUCCUGAGACAAGCUCCGACGAAUCCGAUCCUUUGUCGAGGGUUUUCCGGACUCCGGCACAACAACUUGCGUCGACCCAUCCUUCAACCAUUAGAUAUAAGAAUUCCCAGCGAACGUCACAUCCAUCCCUUCGCAAUUAUGAUCGUGAAGCAGUCCGCGAAGCUGCUUGCCAUGUUCGGUGGUCGUCGUUUUCGCUUAUGGUGGAAGUCUCUUCCCCCGGACAAGCGACGGCAUUUCAUGGGAAGAAUCCGAGAGCACAAAGCCAAGAUCGCUCUGGCCACCGCUGGUUUCGGAGUGGCCUUAGGAGUCUACUACUACACCCAUCUGCAGAUAACUCCGAUCACGGGUCGCGUGAGAUUCAUAGCAUUCAACGAAGAGCAACAGAAGAAGCUGAAUGAGGUCACCCGGGACGCACAAUACGAAUUGGUGAAAGACCAUCUCCUGCCUAGCAAGCACCCGCACGUUAAAAGGGUCAGUAGGGUCGCGAGACGACUCCUGGACGCUAACAAGGAUAUCGAGGAGAUUUUUUCGAAGGAAUGGUCUGUCUGCGUGAUCAAUAGCCCGACCGAGAACGCGUUCGUUGGUCCAUCGGGACAGAUUUGUGUUUUCCUCGGGAUGUUGGGCGUUUGCGAAAAUGACGAUCAGUUGGGUUGUGUUUUAGCGCACGAAAUAUCUCACGCAGUACUCAACCAUGGCGCUGAAUUGAUGUCGUAUACCUCGUUCUUGGACCUUUUUGUCAUCAUCGGCUUGGCGGCGAUCUGGGCCAUAAUGCCAACCGAUAUCGUUGCCAUAAUUACGCACUGGCUAUUCAACAAAGUUUGCGCUCUCACUCUGGAGCUGCCCUACUCGCGCCUGAUCGAGACCGAGGCGGACUCCGUUGGCCUGGAGCUAGCAGCUAAAGCCUGUUUCGACGUUCGUGAAAGCAGUGCUUUUUGGGCGAAGAUGUCUCUCAUGAGAGAACUCCAGGGAGAAGAGCCGCUACCAGAAUUCUUGUCAACGCACCCGGAUAGCGCUAAAAGAUCCGAAGCCCUCGACGCGAUGAUGCACACUGCGUUCAGCACUCGAGUCGAUCGCCGAUGUCCACCAUUGCCUCGCAAGGAUCCUCGACUAUCCGUCGAAGAUCUCAGAAAUCAGAUAACAGCGCUGAAGAAGUGGCGAGAAGCGAACAGGGAAGGUGUUAUUUUAAUUCCGGUCAGUCGCCCGUGA
Molecule: messenger RNA, 1227 nt
Organism: Galendromus occidentalis (western predatory mite)
Lineage: Eukaryota; Metazoa; Arthropoda; Arachnida; Mesostigmata; Phytoseiidae
Product: metalloendopeptidase OMA1, mitochondrial
Exons: 1
Coding region: 1-1227 (408 amino acids)
Biological process (GO): mitochondrial protein processing; protein quality control for misfolded or incompletely synthesized proteins
Cellular component (GO): mitochondrial inner membrane
Molecular function (GO): metalloendopeptidase activity
Source: RefSeq, a predicted model, not a curated record